Messenger RNA from Mucor mucedo, 1255 nucleotides. RefSeq lists its product as uncharacterized. The transcript is spliced from 2 exons. The coding region runs from base 108 to 1064 and encodes 318 amino acids. The record is from RefSeq and is a predicted model, not a curated record. Gene Ontology annotation, cellular component: nucleus. Lineage: Eukaryota; Fungi; Mucoromycota; Mucoromycetes; Mucorales; Mucoraceae.
UUUUCUUUUUUUUUGUUUCCCUUUUUUUUUUCAUUUAACUGUAUUCAACGAUACAAAUAUUCCCCCUUCUUUUUUAGCCCCCUUACAUUUACACAGAAAAAAAAAAGAUGCCCGUCCCUAUUGAAUACAGUUCUAUUCGUCGUAUGAGUACAAUUACUGUACCCAAACAAGACAUAAACUUUGAUGCCUAUGACUUUCAAUUGUGCCAACCUCAAAGUGAUAUUAAAGGAGCAUUUGAGUCUCGUGAAUUAGAAGCCACAUUCUGUCGUGAUUUUGCUUGUUGUGGUCUUAUUCUAGAAGACCUUCAUGAUUUAUUACAACAUUAUGAAGAAUGUCAUGUUAGACUUGAAGACGAAGAAAGUAGUUUUUAUGAUGAUAAUGAAGCUAGCUCUAGCAGUAGCAGUUGGUCAGUCUCUUCAUCUAGUAGCCAAACUGGUAGCGUGCUUGAAAGUCCAGUCAUUGAACAAGAAGGACAAGAGACUAUAGUAGCACUGAAAAAGAAAGCUGCUGCCUAUCUUUCUGAUUUGUACAACUCUACACCCCUUGUGUCCCCAACAACAACAUAUGAAGAAGAUAAUUUACCAGUGAAAACUGGAAAGAAGAGAAGCUUUGGCCAAUUAAGUGCUUUUGAUUUAUUGACCCAAUCUGCUGCUAAGAAAAUAGCUCUCGCUUCUGGUGAUUUACCAUCACCUUUAUUAACCGAUGAAGAAUUCUUGGCUCAAGCAGGUGCCUUAUUAGCUUCAACCAAUGCCAACUCAUUUCAUCAUGGCGCCGAUAAACCUUAUAAAUGCCCCGUCGGAGGCUGUGACAAGGCUUAUAAGAACCCUAACGGUCUUAAAUAUCAUAAUCAACACGGCCAUUGUAACAUGACAGCUGAUGAGAGCGAAAACAUUGCUUCUAAACCUUAUCAGUGUACUAUUGGCGACUGCGGCAAAAGAUACAAGAACUUGAAUGGUCUGAAAUAUCAUAUCGAACAUUCCCACAUGGCUGCUCUAAAUCAUACUUUAGCUACUUUUGGUCAUUCCAUCUUUAACACCACUGAAGAUAAUGCUUCUUUAUUCUAAAAAUGUUCUUUCUAUAGAACCUUUCUUCCCCUAUUUGUAAAGAAAAUCCACUCGUCCUAUUCCACUAUUGUAUAUAUCUCUCUCUCCAAAAGCUUUUUCUCUCUCUCUUUUUACUCCAAAAAAAAAUUCUUAUAUUCUUAUUAAUUUCUUACUUCAAUAUAUAAAUAAAAAAGUGUUUUUUAUUCCCUAAA